Messenger RNA from Psammomys obesus (fat sand rat), 2432 nucleotides. It is a transcript of the gene Dcaf10, whose product is annotated as DDB1 and CUL4 associated factor 10. Gene Ontology annotation, molecular function: protein binding. The record is from RefSeq and is a predicted model, not a curated record. Gene Ontology annotation, cellular component: Cul4-RING E3 ubiquitin ligase complex. The transcript has 7 exons. Lineage: Eukaryota; Metazoa; Chordata; Mammalia; Rodentia; Muridae. The coding region runs from base 83 to 1774 and encodes 563 amino acids.
CCGGAAGUGGCGGCUGGAGCGGGAGCGCUGAGUUGUCGGGCGGCGGGACAGCGGCCCGGAAUAGGGGGCGGGGGCGUUGGUCAUGUUUCCCUUCGGGCCCCACAGCCCGGGCGGGGACGGGGCGGCUGGAGCCGAGGAGCCGCCGCCUCUCGGAGGGCCGGCGGCAGCUUCCAGACCGCCCUCUCCAGCCCCGCGGCCGGCGCCUCCACAGCAAGAAGCUGACGCGGCCCCUCCCCCGCCGGCCGCCCGGAGCCCUCGGCUCCCGGGCGGCCCCGCACUGUCCCCGGACGAGCGCGCCGGAGAGCUCGCGGCCCCCGGAGCUCUGGAGUUGUCCGCUGCCGCCCCGCAGGCCGAGCUGUCACCGUCGUCCUCGCCGCGCAGACGCUCGCGGCCGGACUGCAAGGCGGGCAGCCGGAGCCGGCAGGGCCUCAGCACCGGCCUGGGCGGCCCCGGCGCCAGACUGUUCGGGUGGCUGAGAGAGCGAAGCCUCGGCCGCGGCCUGUUCGUGGACCCGGCGCGGGACAAUUUCCGCACGAUGACAAACCUGUAUGGUUCCAUCCACCCCGCCGACUCCGUGUACCUCAGCACCCGCACCCACGGUGCUGUCUUCAACCUCGAGUACUCGCCGGACGGGUCAGUGCUGACAGUUGCUUGUGAACAGACUGAAGUUCUGCUUUUUGACCCUAUAUCUUCAAAGCACAUAAAAACCCUUUCUGAAGCACAUGAAGACUGUGUGAAUAAUAUCAGAUUUCUUGAUAACCGGCUAUUUGCUACCUGCUCUGAUGAUACCACAAUAGCACUAUGGGAUCUGAGAAAACUGAACACCAAAGUAUGCACUUUACAUGGUCACACUAGCUGGGUGAAGAACAUCGAAUAUGACACUAAUACAAGACUCUUAGUAACGUCAGGAUUUGAUGGAAAUGUCAUUAUUUGGGACACUAACAGGUGCACAGAAGAUGGUUGUCCACAUAAGAAAUUCUUUCAUACACGUUUUCUUAUGCGAAUGAGAUUAACACCAGAUUGUUCCAAAAUGUUGAUCUCAACAUCCUCUGGAUAUCUCUUGAUUUUGCACGAUUUGGACUUAACUAAGUCUUUAGAAGUAGGCAGCUAUCCCAUUUUGAGAGCAAGAAGAACUACUUCAAGUUCAGAUUUGACUACUUCAUCAAGUUCUUCUGGUUCUAGAGUUUCUGGUUCACCUUGUCAUCACAGUGAUUCUAAUUCAUCUGAGAAACACAUGUCACGAGCCUCUCAACGAGAAGGAGUUUCACCACGAAAUAGUCUUGAAGUCUUAACCCCUGAAGUUCCUGGUGAGAGAGAUCGUGGAAACUGCAUCACAUCCUUACAGCUACACCCCAAAGGCUGGGCCACUCUUCUUCGGUGCUCAAGCAACACUGAUGAUCAGGAGUGGACUUGUGUCUAUGAAUUCCAAGAAGGCGCUCCAGUGCGACCUGUUUCACCUCGCUGUUCUCUGCGGUUGACUCAUUAUAUCGAGGAAGCCAACGUAGGCAGGGGCUACAUCAAAGAACUUUGCUUCAGCCCUGACGGACGAAUGAUUUCUUCCCCACAUGGCUACGGGAUUCGCUUGUUGGGAUUUGACAAACAGUGCAGUGAGCUUGUUGACUGUUUACCCAAAGAGGCCAGUCCCCUGCGGGUAAUUCGUUCUCUGUACUCUCAUAAUGAUGUGGUCCUGACAACAAAGUUCUCUCCAACACAUUGUCAGAUUGCCUCAGGGUGCCUUAGCGGACGGGUCUCUUUGUAUCAGCCAAAGUUUUAGGCAGGACUCACAUCGAAUAAGGAACUCUUCUGGUGUUUGGCUUAUAAAUUACUUCAAUUUAGGUGAAGUAUUUUCUUUCUUAUAAGUUUGGGUCAAGAUCUCAAUUCCAAUGGGCCAGUGAACAUAAACACGGCCUGAGUACGUGACCAUCCAGCAUCCCGGCAUCUCCAUCUCCACCGUGCAGCAUCGUUCUGUCAGCAUUCCUUUGCUCCUGUCUGUGCCACUGGCUUGGGUUUUCCUGGUCAUUUUGCAUGUGGCUCUUGUUCUCUCCCCAUCCCUGUUUCUACCGUUCCUCCCUGCCUCCCUUGUUUUUUUUAUUUUGGUAUGAAUUUUGUGGACAUUCUGCAGGAGUCUUGGUUGGGAUGAGAAAACCCGUGGCACUAGUAUUAAAUAAAGCCCAGAAGUUGGAUGUUGGCACACCCAUUGUUGAAAAAGCUUAUCUUCAUUUAUCAGUACACUUGGCCUUUAAAGUUGCUGUCAAAUAUUGAGCACAGAUAAUGACAUUCUCAUAACAGAUACUUUGCAACAAAAUAUCUUUUUAAAGUUUCCUGUUAAAAUUAUACAAGUUAUCUCAUGUGAGAUUUUGUUGUGAAAUUUUAGAAAAACAUUGCAACUUCUCUCUGUAAUUUAUUUUACUUCUAUGAAUUUAAAAUCUCCA